CAAAUUUGAUGUUAGAAAGAAAAGAGAACAGAGAACAUGAAGAUGAGUCGUGUGUUUCUGGUCCUGGGCUUCGUCCUGAUCAUGGCGCUCUACUCAGACGCUCAGCCUUUAGCUCUGGCACAGUCUGAGCCCUGCUGUUUUGAGUUUUUCACUAGCAAAAUUCCUCCCCAAAACAUCCUGCAGGUUAAAGAGACAGGCUCGCACUGUUCCCAUAAAGGCUUCAUUGUUACUACUCCUAAAUUCUCCAGCCUGUGUGUUCGUGAAGUCACCGCCAAUCGAAAAGCUACACCUUAAUGCUGAGAUGCAACGCACACACACAUACACACACACACACACGCCUAAUAAACUUCAAUCUUCAACCAUUUAUUCAUUGCGUUCAACUUUUAUCAACCAUUUAUUAUAAUGCUUAUGGAUGUUCCUGUUGCUUAAU
Molecule: messenger RNA, 430 nt
Organism: Pangasianodon hypophthalmus (striped catfish)
Lineage: Eukaryota; Metazoa; Chordata; Actinopteri; Siluriformes; Pangasiidae
Product: C-C motif chemokine 13
Exons: 3
Coding region: 37-294 (85 amino acids)
Biological process (GO): immune response
Cellular component (GO): extracellular region
Molecular function (GO): chemokine activity
Source: RefSeq, a predicted model, not a curated record